UCCGUCCUGCGUGCCUGUUCUGAGGAGCAGCAGGCAGAACCCUCCGUCCGACUUCUCUGCCACCGAAGAACGCGCCUUCACCUCAUGGAAGACUCCAUGGACAUGGACAUGAGCCCUCUAAGGCCUCAGAACUACCUUUUCGGUUAUGAACUAAAAGCCGACAAAGAUUAUCACUUUAAGGUGGAUAAUGAUGAGAAUGAGCACCAGUUAUCUCUAAGAACGGUUAGUUUAGGUGCUGGGGCAAAAGACGAAUUACACAUCGUAGAGGCAGAAGCAAUGAACUAUGAAGGCAGUCCAAUUAAAGUAACACUGGCAACUUUGAAAAUGUCUGUACAGCCAACAGUUUCUCUUGGGGGAUUUGAAAUAACACCUCCUGUGGUCUUAAGAUUGAAGUGUGGUUCUGGGCCUGUGCACAUUAGUGGACAGCAUCUAGUAGCUGUAGAGGAAGAUGCAGAGUCAGAAGAUGAAGAUGAGGAGGAUGUAAAGCUGCUGAGUAUGUCUGGAAAGCGAUCUGCUCCUGGAGGUGGCAACAAGGUACCACAGAAAAAAGUAAAACUUGAUGAGGAUGAUGAUGAAGAUGAUGAGGAUGAUGAGGAUGAUGAAGAUGAUGACGACGAUGAUUUUGAUGAUGAGGAAGCUGAAGAAAAAGUUCCAGUUAAGAAAUCUGUACGAGAUACUCCAGCCAAAAAUGCACAAAAAUCAAACCAAAAUGGAAAAGACUUAAAACCAUCAACACCAAGAUCAAAGGGUCAAGAGUCCUUCAAAAAACAGGAAAAAAACCCUAAAACACCAAAAGGACCUAGUUCUGUAGAAGACAUUAAGGCAAAAAUGCAAGCAAGUAUAGAAAAAGCGCAUUGAACAUUCCUGGGCACUACUGGUAAAUUAAGCCCAAAGAUGGGGAAAGAGGAAAAGGAGAAACAAAUAUAGUCCAUACUGAGUACCAUCAACAAUCCAGACUGAAGUCUUCUAUUUAAUCUCAAUCCCCUUUCCUGAUUGGCCAUCCAUUCACCCUUGCACGCUGGAAGCAAUCUCUUGUUUUCCUAAAGCAUUUUUCUUUCACUCUUGUGAUGCAGAGAACUUUACUGCUUUCUACACUUGUGCAUAUGCCUCAUCUCUUAUCAUGUUUUAAUACCUUUGUAUCCUUAGCUGUUCAAUAAAUUUUUUGAAUA
Molecule: messenger RNA, 1169 nt
Organism: Chionomys nivalis (European snow vole)
Lineage: Eukaryota; Metazoa; Chordata; Mammalia; Rodentia; Cricetidae
Product: nucleophosmin-like
Exons: 1
Coding region: 85-858 (257 amino acids)
Biological process (GO): ribosomal large subunit export from nucleus; ribosomal large subunit biogenesis; regulation of centrosome duplication
Cellular component (GO): ribonucleoprotein complex; nucleoplasm; centrosome
Molecular function (GO): histone binding; RNA binding; chromatin binding
Source: RefSeq, a predicted model, not a curated record